This is a messenger RNA of Colius striatus (speckled mousebird), 2171 nucleotides long. It is a transcript of the gene SFRP4, whose product is annotated as secreted frizzled related protein 4. Gene Ontology annotation, molecular function: Wnt-protein binding. The record is from RefSeq and is a predicted model, not a curated record. The transcript has 6 exons. NCBI's taxonomy places the organism in Eukaryota, Metazoa, Chordata, Aves, Coliiformes, Coliidae. Gene Ontology annotation, cellular component: cytoplasm. Gene Ontology annotation, biological process: canonical Wnt signaling pathway; non-canonical Wnt signaling pathway. The coding region runs from base 101 to 1141 and encodes 346 amino acids.
GAGGCAACGCCGCUCCGCGCCCUUCGCCCGCCGGGACCCGCGGAGCGGCGGCGGGCGGCGGCGGAGCAGGAGCAAGGGGAGGAGGAGGAGGAGGAGGAGGAUGCUGCGCGCCUUGGUGGCGGUGUCCCUGUGGCUGCGGGUGAGCCCGCGGGCGCAGGGCGCGCCGUGCGAGGCGGUGCGCAUCCCCAUGUGCCGCCCCAUGCCCUGGAACAUCACCCGCAUGCCCAACCACCUCCACCACAGCACCCAGGAAAACGCCAUUCUCGCCAUCGAGCAGUAUGAGGAGCUGGUGGGUACCGGCUGCAGCCCGGUCCUCUCCUUCUUCCUCUGCGCCAUGUACGCCCCGAUCUGCACCCUGGAAUUCCUCUAUGACCCCAUCAAGCCCUGCCGCUCCGUCUGCCAGCGCGCCCGCGACGGCUGCGAGCCCAUCAUGCGCCGGUACAACCACAGCUGGCCCGAGAGCCUGGCCUGUGACGACCUCCCCGUCUACGACCGCGGCGUCUGCAUCUCCCCCGAGGCCAUCGUCACCGACCUGCCGGAGGAUGUGAAGUGGACAGACUUCACACAGGGUAUGCUGGUGCCGGAAAAGCCCCUGGAGCCCGACUGCAGGAGCCGUGGCCAGGAGCGAUGCAGGUGCAAAAAGACAAAGCCUACACUGUCAACCUACCUGGCCAAGAACUACAGCUACAUCAUUCAUGCCAAAGUGAAAAGCGUAGAAAGAGGGAAUUGCAACGAGAUAACGACCGUGGUUGAAGUCAAAGACACGCUGAAGUCUUUGACCCCUAUUCCUCUGUCUCAAGUGCCUCUUCUUACAAAUUCCUCCUGCCAGUGUCCACCUCUCCAGCCGAAGCAGGAUGUUCUCAUCAUGUGCUAUGAAUGGCGCUCAAGGUUGAUGCUUCUUGAUGGAUGUCUAGUUGAAAAAUGGAAGGAUCAACUGAACAAAAGGUUUAAGAGAUGGGAACAGAGACUGCAAGAGCAAAAGCUGCGAACGGCCCGCAGUAAGAACCAGAACGCAGGACGCAGUGGUCGGAGUGGAGCCCCAAAGCCAUCAACCAAGAACAGCAGCCCCUUGGUCAGUGGCCCCAAAAAGGCCAUUAAAACAAGAAAUGGACAGAAGGAAGUCAGCCCUAAAAGAGUAUGAGUGUGAAAUUUCCAAAAGGAAAGACUUUCCCUGCACAAUGAGGAUCAGAAUCUGGCUUGUUUGACUUGUUGUAUUAAUCCAGAACUCAUCAACCUAAAAACUCACGGCAGUUUCUACAUAGACUUGUGUUUUUUGCUGCACUUUACUUUUAAGAGGUUUGCUUUUCCUGUUUCAAGCCACUGCAAGCCAUAGAGUGUAGGUUUGCACUAAUACAAGGUAGGCAUAUUCAAGCUGACUGAGCUUUAUCUUAGGGCUCUGAUUUGUGAUUCUAGGUAGAUCUAGCCUUGGCUGGCAGAGGUUUCACUCCUUGUGCCCAUUGACUGCUCUGCUUCCCUGCCAGAUGUUGGAGAGUUGACUCUAGGUGGUCCUGCUCUGGCAGAGGGGUUGGACCAGAUGAUCUUUCAAGGUCCCUUCCAGCCCUUAAGACUCUGUGAUACUGUGAUCUCUUCUCUCCUCAGAAAGUGCACCAGCACAGUAGUUGGUGAGUUAGUCUGGCGCGCUGAAAGCAAUGGGCAGCUGCAGGAUGGUAACCUCUGGCAGACAUCUCAGGCAGCAACUGCAGCAGCUGCUGAAGCCAAGUCUACCUGCUAUUUGGAAUCAGCCCUUUUUCAGAGUGUUCAAAAGCAUAGUUUACCAAUAAGCACCUGGGCAUGCCAAAAAUAUGCUUACAGUGUUAAUAUUUGAUCUUGUGGGUUUGUGUAGCAAAAAAUGCAUGGAAAGCACACAUUUAAUUUUUCUGUUGUACUUCAGGCUGGCUUCUGUUGUUAUCAUUUCAGAUGUAUUUAAGCAUCUAAUUGAAAAAAAAUCAGUAUUUUUUAAAAGGACAGAUUAAAGUGAAGCAGAUCUGUAGAAUUCUAAAAGCAACACAUAUUUGCUGUAAUAUGGCUUUGUUGUGAAAACUGGAAUAGAAGCGUUAUUCUAAACAUAACUGACAGCUACUGUACAGUAUGAAGGAGAAGACAGGGCUUCAUGUGGCUCAGUUUCAUUUGGGUAAUUUUUUGUCUUUUGACACCAUAUUUCUAAACCUUGC